Molecule: messenger RNA, 6432 nt
Organism: Saccharomyces kudriavzevii IFO 1802
Lineage: Eukaryota; Fungi; Ascomycota; Saccharomycetes; Saccharomycetales; Saccharomycetaceae
Gene: BLM10
Product: proteasome activator BLM10
Exons: 1
Coding region: 1-6432 (2143 amino acids)
Biological process (GO): proteasomal ubiquitin-independent protein catabolic process
Cellular component (GO): nucleus; cytosol
Molecular function (GO): peptidase activator activity; proteasome binding
Source: RefSeq, a predicted model, not a curated record
AUGACAGCUAACAAUGACGACGAUAUCAAAUCGCCCAUUCCCAUUACAAACAAAACCUUGUCUCAAUUGAAGCGUGUGGACAGAAGUCCAGGAAGGCCCAGUUCUUCGCAAGGCGAGAUAAAACGCAAGAGGUCCAGGCUGUUUACCUCAGAGGCAAGACCGGAUUCUCCGCUAAGGGCAAGGUCAGCUACCCCAACGGUGCAGGAUCAAAAACUGUUCAAUGGUAUGGACUCUACACUCCUCUUGAAUGAAAGACUGCAGCAUUAUACACUAGACUAUGUUAGCGACAGAGGGCAACAUAUCAAGAAUAUAUACGACCCGAAUUCUAGGUGGUUCAGCAGGUCAGUGAGACCUGAAUUUCCUAUUGAGGAGUUUUUGCCGUAUAAAACUGAAAGUCAUGAGGAUCAAGCGAAAUAUUUGUGCCACGUAUUAGUCAAUCUUUAUAUCGCCAUUAGCUCAUUAGAUAUACAGGGUUUGAUCUCUAUUUCCAGCAAGGAUCUAGCUGAUUUGAAGAAAGAGGUAGAUGAGUUAGCCCUUAAGACUGAUCUUUUCAGAUUAUCCAACAACACAGCAGAGAAUGAUUUACUUGGGAACGAUAUUGCCAAUUACGACGAUGCAGAAGGCUUAGAAGACGAAUUAGAUGAAUACUUUGACUUAACUGGGCCCGAUUUCAAUGCCACGGGGAAGAUCACUGCCAAAUCAGCCACCAUUGUCAAUGUUAACCAUUGGACCAAUGAGCUCAAGAAUUGUUUACAUUUUGAUUUUCCAGUCGCCCUAAGAAAAUCUCUUGCAACAGUUUAUUAUUAUCUGUCACUUGUUCAAGGUCAAAAGGUGUAUAGACAAAUGCACGUGGAUAUGUUUGAAAGAUUAGUAAGCACAGAUGAUGAUAGGACAAAUUUUACCGAUCUGCUGCAAAGAGAGGGCCUCUUGUUAGAUCAUCAAAUCAUGCUAGAUUUCCUUUGCGAAUUCCUACCUUAUCCAGAUCCUGACUAUGCUCGUUAUGAACUAUCGUCAAAGGAAGAUUUGCAAUUAUUUAGAUUACUGUUGAAACAUGCACAUAACGCCAAACCGUUUUUCGAUGAGUCGAAGGAAGAUUUAUUAGUUGAUACCAUGAAUUUCCUGUUGUCUAGUCUUGCUCCUUCUACGAUGAUGGCUAUAAUGCCUAUUAUUACAUCCGUCGUUCCUUAUCACUAUCAUAUCCAUUCUAAAAUCGUCGAUUAUUUCCCUUUCUGCUACAGCAUUUGGAGCUCAGUCAGUGCGAACGUGGCUAUCGACACUCACAUGUAUGAUUUUGUUGGAUCAAUUUCCAAGGACGUUCAUAACAAGAUAUUAAGCAACGAUCACAAGAAGGAAGUCGUUGGAGUGGAUUUUGGCAAGUUCGGAAUUUUUACAGAUGAUCAAAUGACUUUUAUGUUCAAUAGGCUGCAAGGUCACCUUAGAACAGACGGUCAAAUACAUUCUUACUCCCGUACGGUGAAACCUUUUGUUUAUGCUAUAAAUGGUUGUAAUAAAGAUAAAUUUUUUGAGAAGCUUCUGAGCUUAGCAAAAGCUAUCGAAACGUUUAUUCAUCCCUCUAAUAAUGGGUUUUGGACUAAGCCAAACGCUAAAUUUGUCCAUUCUUUCAUCAAAACCUAUCAUGGGAGGGUCAAAUAUGAAGAAGAAAUAUGUUCGAAUGGUGCUGCAAACGAGAUAUGUUUAACCUCUUCUUGUCAUGAAGAGAUUGUCCGAAUUUUUUUUAAUAUUGUUGGUUUGGGUUCACAAAAUAAAAAUUCUGAUAUCGCCAAUUAUUACAUUUCCUGCUUUGCAUACUUAUUAGAACUGAACCCUUCAAACGCAUAUCUCAUCUAUGAUAAAAUACUGCUAGAUCUGUAUGAUACAUUGUCUGACCAAUUUAUCAAUUCGAAACACAGGAUUAUCUCCUCUUUAAAACAGUUCACUAGAAUCAUUAGAUUUAUUGUAAUGGACAAACUAUAUCGUGUGCAUAUAACAAACGUCCUUUCAAUGCUGGUCUCCAAGCUUGAUAUGAACGAUACCAAUUUAACAAGCAACCUCAUCAAUGGAAUUGUAUCCAUUGCUGCUUUCAUCCCCAUCAAAAACCUCACGAACGAAGGAGAUUAUUUAUCAUUUGACUCAGACACUCUUCCUUUGAUCGAACAACACUUCUAUCACAUCAAAAGCGGUGAAAGUUCAAAGACCUUCCAAAUCGAUGAAAAACUGCUUAAUAAUGCUUUUAUAGCUUCUACCACAAUUUUUGAAAGUAUUUUGAAAGUAUAUGCAGAGAAGGUUUUCCAAUUGAUCGAUGUGGAUUUAGAGGACUCCUUGGCCACUAAAAUAAAUCAAACUACUAUGAUUUUACAAGAAUCUAUGGACGAUAAACUAUUCAAGUAUUUCGCUGAUUUGUUGUUGAGGAACUUUUGGAGUAAUGACUCUUUCAAGGAGAAGGAUCCAAAUUACGAAUUAAUCACUAUCCCAUUAGCAGCAAUAGUGAGAAGAAAUAAUACUUUAAGUAAGGACUUAGUUAAAACCCUCUUAUUCCACGUCAAAGAGCAAAUAAAAAGGGGUGCAGGGUCUGUUAGAAGUACCUCUGAAAUUCAGCAAAGGGAUGUUAAGUUAGUUUUGUAUUUGACCACACUAAACGAUGUUUUGAGGCAAUGUCACGAUUCGUUAUUGGAUUAUAGUGACGAGUUGAUAACAUUCAUGAAAUAUUUAUACGACAACGUGACUAAUCCUCCACUAGAUGUUAUUACAUCUAUCGUUAUUCACAGUGCUUUAGCAACUCUGUGUACUACCGAAAUAACCGACUGUCGCUUAUUCCCAGAAGACUCUAUGAUUCCCGAGGAGGACAGAUGGGGAGGACUACAGUUCGAUCCUAGAAGAUUCGAAAAACAGCAUUUGAACUUUAAAUGGCAUGUACCUUCUGAUGAUGAAAUUACCUUAUCUAUAAGCAUUUUGGAAAGCCUCACCGACUAUUGUAUCAAUAAAGUUGAAGAACUGAUGAAAACUCCACGGAAUGACUCCGAAUACGGCGAUAUGAUACAGAAAUACGUUUUAGUUAUGACACAUACGCUUUCUGGGUCAAGUUUGCUUUUCGAUCCAGAUUUCAGCAAAUAUAGAACUCAAUCAAACUUAUCAUACAGAGAAAAGCUGAUUUUAUUGAAGAACAUCCGCGAAAACAAUUGUGAUGCUCAAGAACUGGAUAUCGAUAUUGAACAAAUUCGUUCUGUUAAGGAUGAAGAAGAUUAUAUCGAAAGUAAGGAUAUUGAAGCAGGACUGAAUGAAGGCGUUUCUGAUGUCGUGCAAUUGAGAGAUGAAUUCCCAAAUGAAUUAAUUGUUGAUGACCAGAUAGCAUCUGAGAUGCCAUCCGGUGUAAACACCCCUAUUGCAGGCUCUCGCGGUGCUGACAACUCAUCUAUGAGUUCGGACCUUGCCUUCAGAGAUUUAGAUAUUUACAGCUGCAAUUACUACUUUGGAAAUACCACCGAAGAGAAGCUACAAAACCCACAAUAUAUACAAGUCCACAAAGUAAGAGCCCUUAUCGGACGUUUCUUCCACAAACUUUACACUUUCCUUUCUACCAACUUCGAAAACAACACCAACAUGUUCCAAAUUUUAUUACAUGGAUUGAAAGUUUGGUUUACAGAUCUGGGACAAGAAACGGUCUUCAAUGAAGAUCCAGAUGCCUUCAUUGAUGUCGAUUUUUUGGAAAACGUUCAAUCCCUUUCCCACGUAAAUGAGCCAUUCACGAGAACCAAUUUUGCAAUCAGAGCAAAUGGUUUGCAUCAAAGCAGAGUCCUGUUACAUUCAACAAAUAGAAAAGGUUCUAAGUUAGAGAAUCUUUUAUUAGUCGACAUCAUACAUUUGGCCACUUCUCUUUAUCCUGAUAUUUAUAAACCAGCACAAGGCACCUUGGUGCAUUGUAUGAAACAGUUAGUCGGGUCAUACGGUGUAGUUAUCAAUAAAAUAAUCCCACUGUUGGAAAAAGCGGUUAAAGAACACGAUUAUAUGAAAAUUCAAGUCAUCCUAAACGUGUUGCUAAUCAAGAAAAUUCACAGGAAGCUCAUGACUGAUUAUAGAGACAUCGACCGAUUGAUAUUUUUGCUGAUUGAAUGUUGUCAUGUAAAUGAAUUGGAAAUUGGUAUGUAUGCAGACAAGAUUUUAACUGAUAUUGUCAUUGGCAUAAAGAUUCCUUCUAGUGUAUGUGUUAUUUCUGAUGAAGCUUUCUUACCCUUGGCACCCCCAGAUGACACCAUUAAUUUGCAAGUGGAGGCGGUAAAACUUGCCAAAAAGAAAAAACGUGAAUACUACCUUUCACUGUUAGUCGAUUUGCAAAAUAGGUUGCUAGAUAAACUGGACAAUGAAAAAGAGAUGGGUUGGAAGAUCAAAAUGUUUAUUGUCCGUUUUGUUACACAAAUUCAAUCGAGUUUGGAAAGUAAGCCCGACAAAAGGGCAGUUUCUUCAAUAAUUUCUCAAACCGCUACAAAGCAUCCAGAAAUUAUACAUCUGAUUGUAAAGUCAUUGUUGUCAAUUUGCAACAAAAUAAUUUCAUUGUCUGACUAUCAGUAUGACAUCACUAAGGCCUAUAAAAAUGAAUUCAACCCGUCCUUUGUUGAGGUAAUGAGUACUUCCGACACAAACUUCCCCCGAAGUUUUGCCGAGGAGAUGGACAACUUCGAAAAUCCUGAGUACUUUAUUGACUCAAGAGCAUUUGUUGGGUGGCUAUGUUGGGGCAGACCCGUAUAUGUCAUGUCAUCAAAAACUUUGGGUCUCAAUUUACAUCAGAACGAACUGGAUGUCUUGAUGAGUACUGGUCGCUUAGUGACAAAAGAAUUUUUAAGAGAUGUAACUAUGAAUUUGGUCCAAGAUAAUGAAACGAGGGGAGUUUUUAGUAGCGGUAACGUAUCAUUUUUUUCCUUAAUUAUCCUUUUGAUAUCAUCUGGAUUUUGCAAAAUAAACUUGUCAGAGCUAUUUGAACUAUGUGAGUCGUACUAUAAUAAAGACGACAAGGCUUCGAUGAUUAUGUCUGUUGAGAUAGUAGCUGGUUUGAUUUGUGGCAGUAAAUUUAUGACGGCCGCUGAUUUACAGAGACGUGAUGCUUUUAUAGAAAUAUUCUUAGCUAAAUGCUUGGACUAUGAAUUGAACCAUGACGCCUUUGAAAUUUGGAGUACAUUGGCAUGGUGGUUGCCUGCAGUUGUUGAUUUAAGAAGAUCCAAGACGUUCUUCAAUCACUUUAUCAAUGCAGAUAGUAUGUUUGACCGCAAAUCUGACGCAGCCACACAUCAAACCUCCAAGAUUUACAUGCUAAGAAGCAUUCUGAUGAGUAUGGAGUUUAGGGCUCCAAAUGUCAGUAAACUUUUCGAUGAAUUAGUAGUCGACCAUCCAUAUGAUCAGGUUCGUCAGGCUGCUGCUAAAUUAUUGACAACUCUAGUUCAAAAUCAAAGCAAUCCAUCGAUUUCAAAUCCCACGAAGCUGUUGGAAGCGGAACUAAAUGAUCCAGAUGGACUAGGGUUACCUUUGAAAAGAGUUCCAGAAAAGGUGGACACCUACAUCAAGAGGCAGUUUGAGAGUAUCACAGAUUUAGCGGAUAGUGUCAUUGGCAUGAGUCCUCAGGAAUUCAUAAAGACUGAGUAUUUUUACAGGACAUCCACGAUGUUUUAUUGGAUCAAAGAAAUGGCAAGGGGGCCCAAUAAGGUUUUGUUGGUUCCAUAUUUAGUUGAUUACGUGCUAACAUUUCUAAUCGGAUUAGUGAAGCAUAAAGAUGUUUGCGCUCUUGCCAGUUUGGAUCCUAUCCGCUUGUAUGCUGGCUUGGGUUACAUGCCGGUCAGAAAGAAUGAUGUUGCUGCUAUUGUUGACUACGUCUGUUCUUCAAAUGUGAUAUUAUCGUCGAAUCAGAUAAAACUGCAGUUGGGUUUUAUUCAACACUUCCUAUCAGCGGAAUUACUACAAUUAACAGAAGAAGAAAAAACGAAAAUUUUAGAAUUUGUCGUGAGUAAUCUCUAUAAUGAACAGUUUGUGGAAGUGAGAGUACGUGCUGCAUCCAUUUUGUCUGAUAUUGUUCAUAACUGGAAAGAAGAACAGGCGUUGCUAAACCUGAUUGACAGGUUUGCGAAGGGACUUGACGUCAACAAAUAUUCCUCAAAAGAAAGGCAAAAAUUAUCAAAGGCUGAUAUUAAGAUUCACGGUAACGUUUUAGGCCUUGGGGCGAUAAUAUCAGCCUUCCCGUAUGUUUUCCCGCUACCGCUAUGGAUUCCUAAGCAGCUGAGUAACUUAUCCUCCUGGGCCAGAACUAGUGGCAUGACUGGACAAGCUGCCAAGAAUACUAUUAGCGAAUUCAAGAAGGUGAGAGCUGACACUUGGAAGUUCGAUAGAGCAUUUUUUAAAACGGAAGAACUGGAAGAUCUGGAAGGUGUUCUGUGGAGAAGUUAUUAUGCUUGA